Messenger RNA from Chrysemys picta bellii (western painted turtle), 3958 nucleotides. Lineage: Eukaryota; Metazoa; Chordata; Testudines; Emydidae. The record is from RefSeq and is a predicted model, not a curated record.
ACUCCCCAGCUCCAGGUGAGAGCCGGGGAGAGAACCUAGCAUCCUGACUCCCAGCCCCCGCCCCCACCAGUCGCUGGGGCCCACGUCACUUCCCCGGCGGGCGGCGUGGGGGCUGAGUGAGCUGUUGCUUUCCAGCAUGGAAGGAACACGCUGCCGGGUGGCAGGGGCAGAGCUGCCGGGGGCACGGGGCGGGCGGCGGCAGCCGCAGCCAGCAGCAGCGGCCUUUGUGUCUCCGUGUCUCAGACGGUCCAUGACACGUUUUCCUCCUGGGGCGGCUUGGAAAGGAAAAAUCCGCUGUGUAGGCACCGGCCUGGGUGGAAACGAUUGCUCCAUGAGUGUGGGGAGGGGCGGUCGGAGAGAGCCUGAGACAUCCCAUUACUGUUCUACCUACCACUAGACCCCAAAGCUGGAGAGAGAACCCAGGUGUCCUGGCUCCCACCCCAACUCUAACUGCUAGACCCCACUCCCCUGUCACAGCCAGGGGAUGGAACCCAGGAGUCCUGGGCUGAAUGCUUGGUCUCCCUUCCCCUCGCCAGGCGGUAGAGGAGACAGAAGCGCAGUCCCACCCCAGACAGUGAAGAAGCUUCUGGAGCAGAAGAGACGGCAGCAGACAGCACUGGGCUAUGCGGCCAGCUCUCAGGUCCCAACAGAUGCCACUGACCCUUCCCAGACAGAUGAGUGCCCGGAGCCCAUGGGGCUGGGAAGGGGAUCUGUGGGGGAAUCUGCCCCUGGCCCCCCCCCUGGCUCCCUACCCACCUUGGCAGGUCGACCCCUCAUGCCAUGCGGCCUUCCCCGACUGCCACUAUCACUGCUCGGCCGCGGCCAGCAGCUACCAGCCCCCAGGACCCACGUACGAUGCAACAGACUCCUAUGCCCCCGUGGGGACCGGGGUGUUUGGAGCAGGGGAUCCCUACAGCACCAUGAUGGCAGCCACAGGGGACUUGGAGGUCCCUGUGUCAGCCCCCUCACUGGGCCUGUUCCCAACUCCACAGGCAUCCACUGCCCCCUGGAUGCAGCCUGCCCGGAGCACCCCCUAUUCUGACCCCCUAGAGCUGGGCAGCUUCGGGGACCCAGUUGGGGUGCUGGAUCCCAGGGAGCUGGCUACGGCCCGAGCUGAGAUCCGGAGCAUGGACCCGGCGCGGCUGCUGCAUCAGGAUGAAGAUGGGGACACGAUCCUACACCUGCUGGCUGCCCGGGGGCUGCGUCACUUUGCCCAGGCGGCCGCCGAGGCCUUCAAGGAGUGCGGGCGGCUGGAGAUCAAGGAGCACAAGGGCAAGACCCCGCUGCUGGUGGCUGCCACGGCCAACCAGGCUGAGCUGGUGCGGGACCUGCUGGCGCUGGGAGCCGAUGCCAAUGCCGCUGACCACAAGGGCCAGACGCUGCUGCACCUGGCAGCCACCUACGGGUUCCCCAACGUCCUCAUGGCUGUGAUGGCAUCUGGGGUCCUUGUCAACGUGGAGGCCAGGAACUUUGAAGGGCAGACCCCUCUGCACUGUGCAGUGAUCUCCCACAACAAGGCCUUGCGGGCGCUGGGCAUCGGGACCCCGACCCCAGAGCGGCUGCAGGAGAUGUUGGCCUGCAUCCAGGCCCUGCUGCACAUGGGGGCAGAUCACACCAGCCAGGACAUAAAGAGCAGCAAGACGGUUCUGCACCUGGCCGUGCAGGACGGGAACCUGUCACUGGUUCAGUUCUUCCUGCAGCUGCCUGGGCCCCGGCAAUUCAUCAACAUGAAGGCCCACGGGAACACGGCUCUGCACAUGGCCGCAGCCCUGCCGAGCCCCCCCUGCCAGGAGAGCCUCGUGCGGCUGCUACUGAGCCGGGGAGCUGACCCCAGCGCUCGCAACCUGGAGAAUGAGCAGCCGGCCCAUCUGCUGCCCCCCGGGCCCGGGGGAGACCAGCUGCGCCUCUUGUUGAAGAGCCGGCGCCCGCUCCCUGGCGCUGCCCGCCGUCCCGCCCAGCCCCCCUAGAUCCAUGGCUGCUGAAGGAAGGGGGCGGGAGGGACUCAUCUGGUGCCGCUCAGUGAAGUGGGGUGGGGGGAGAGGAUUUCUCUGGAAAGUUGUCUGUAAUAUUUUCUGUAUUUAACUAACUUAUUGUAUGGGGGCCCCCCGGACACCUGGGUUCUCCAAGUCCCCUGCUCCCUUGUUGCUUGGACCCCCCUGGGUCCCACAGUAGGAGGUAGCAUGGCCACCCAGAUGCCUGGGUCUGCUGCUGCCUGCCAUGUGGGGCUGCAGCCCCUUGCCUUCCCCCUCUUGGGGCUGGGCAUGUGACUACCCCCUACUGGACUGAGCAGGUGAGACCCUGCCCAAGCCGCCUCCCCCAGUGAGGCUACAUGUGCUCAUGCCGAUGCAGUGGGUGGCAGCUGAGGGGAAGGCCAAGGGCAGCCCCAUCUCUAAACCCCUAGACCUCACUCCCCAUCCAGAGCUAGGGAUAGAACCCAGGCAUCCUGGUUGCAGCAGCCUCCUUCCCACCCACCCCGAUGAGGAGGGAGGUUGGUUUGCCCCAUUAACCUUUCCUCUGCUGAGCAUUGACUCAGCCCAAAUCUCGGUCUGGGGGUAGCCCCACACCUCUUGUGGUGUAUCUCCCCCCCACAUAUUGCUGGGGGGGGCAGCAGAGGGUCCUGUGUUAAUUUCAGCCCCAGGGAUGGCUAGGGGAGCCCCCCUGAUUUCUAUGAAAUCAUGUCUUGGUUGGGAAUUGAACCCAGGUGUCUAGCCCCACUAAGGGGGGGAGGAGCUACCCCCCCCUUCAGUCUUAUCAUUUCUGUGAAAUGAACUUUUAUGAACCAUAGUGGUUCACGUAGAGGGGAGGGAGAGUGAGGCAGAGUGUGGGGCGGACCCACGUGUCCGACCGGCCUUUGACCCACACCCUCCGCAUUAACACAGCGCUGUGUCCCCAAACAGCCUUGAGUGACUGACUGUGAUAAGGGUAAUGGCACGGCGGUGCCCUCUUUGGGCAGUAAGCAAAAUUGCUGCCUCUGUUUCAUAGUCCCUGUACUGCCGAGGGCUAUUGUCCUUGGGAGGCAGCAGGCUGGGGUCCAGCGUUGCUAUUAUUACCCCCCCCCACACACACACACAGGGGGGUCCCAAGUUUGUUCCCUUGUUGGAACAUGAGAUGUUUCAUUGCGAAAUAAGGUUUAGUGCUUCUUGCCUGUUUAAACUUCCCGCACAGCAUCUGUGUUACUGGAAACCUGUAGGCCAGAUACCCUGGUUCAACUUAUAGCUGGGCCCAGUGGCCCCACCCCAGAGGUGGCUGCAUCUCAGUGCAUGUCCCCUGAGCUCUGACUAUACAAGGGGGGGAGGGGCAGACUGUAAGCUCCUUGGGGAGCAGGACUGUGUUUGUACAGCCCUUGGCAUCGUGUGGGCCGGGCCUAUGACUGGAGCUCCUGCCAGCUGCCAUGAUGGAACUAAGACAAGGGCUUGUCCGGACCCUGGGGGGAAUCAAUAGGCGCCCCCCAGCUAAACACCUUCUCUCCUCACCCCCCCCCCACCCCCACCCCCCACUUCCCAGUGACAGCCAGAGCUGUUCUGGCUCUAGCCAGCAUAAUACGGGGGCUACUGUGCCAGGCUGGGGCAUAGAGGCCAGCCCUGCCUAGCGGGGGAGGGUGCCCCCAUCCAAGACCCCUUUUCACCUGUCCAGGGAUAAACAUUACAGCUGCUCCCCUUAACCCAGCAGCUUCCCUCCCCAUGAUGACUCCUGUUCCCAGUGCCCCUAGUAGCCCCCAGCUAGUCAGCAACAACCCCACGGGGGCAGAGAUUCUGGCCCUACCCCUGGGGGUAAACUUUGGUCUGAGGUGUUACAUCUCCCACAAACCAGCCUGGGGGGCACACCUGGGCAGGUGCCUGUUGCUUUGUAUUAGGUGUGGGAGGGGAAGCCAGAGUGGGAUGUUGGAACCAGGGGCUCCUGGCCCCCAAAGGGGGCUCCUGACACCUCCAAAUAAUAAAUGGCUAUUGACAUCCUGCUA